Meloidogyne enterolobii is the source of this 270-nucleotide messenger RNA. NCBI's taxonomy places the organism in Eukaryota, Metazoa, Nematoda, Chromadorea, Rhabditida, Meloidogynidae. The record is from the annotation of a GenBank genome assembly.
AUGUCAGAUAAAGAUGCAUUACUUGAAUCAAAUUUACCAAUUUUUUAUUCAACUUUAACUAAAAAAGAAGGAAUAUUUUUCAAAUUAUAUGUAAUUGCUGUAACUAUUUUUCUGUGGACUGGUUAUACUUUAAUUGUUUCUUAUACAAGGCAAAUGACACCUAAAGAUGAGUUAUAUUCUUCAUCUACUGGUUCGUCUCUGUUUCGGUUUAAAUUUAAUUGACAUUUCUAUUUUUUACCAAAAUUUUUUUCAUUUUUUAAGUCGUCUUCU